This is a messenger RNA of Ogataea philodendri, 291 nucleotides long. RefSeq lists its product as uncharacterized. NCBI's taxonomy places the organism in Eukaryota, Fungi, Ascomycota, Pichiomycetes, Pichiales, Pichiaceae. The record is from RefSeq and is a predicted model, not a curated record. The transcript is spliced from 2 exons. The coding region runs from base 1 to 291 and encodes 96 amino acids.
AUGAUGUGGAGCUCAGGGUGUCCAGCAGGAAUUCCUGAAGUUGGGUGGAUAUUCCUGCUCCCGGAAAACAACAACACCUCUUUGCUCAACGAGCAAGGCAAGAUCAUCUUUUUGUCUAGGAGUAAGGGAGCUCAACUGGACACCGGUAAUUUCAGUUCCGAGUCUUGGUGUGAGCUUUCUGGUCUUGACAUCAGCAUCAGCGAACAGCGAGUCAAAGGUUGGAUCGCCAAAAUAGCCUCUGUCGGUGUGACGGAAUGGUUCCCAGUUUUCAAAACGCUUCUCCUGAUUUAA